AUGUCUGUCCGUGAAUUUUCACCACUGUUUUCUUGGGGAUUCAGCCUCCGUCGAUCAAAGUGGCUUAUUCCUCUCUUCAACAACAACGUUUUCAGUUUCGGUACCAGUGCCGUUAAUGACGGUCCUUACGGAUACAAGAAGAGCAGCAACAAUCGUCGAGAGAAGUCCACAAGCACAGUCAAUCAAAAAGAGUCUACAAUGGUAAGAACGAAGAAUGAACCAAGCGAUUUAUUUGAAGGCAUUGAAAAAAUUCAAGUAGUGACUGAGAUUGGUAAUAAUGUGUGUGCUGUUAGAAUCGAAGAAACCUCAGAAGAAGCCAAACAACGAGAAUUGGAACAAAAGAAGAAGGAACACGAAGAAGCAAAGAGAAAGGAACAAGAAAGAUAUAGACAAUUAUCUGAUGGAGCUAUCAUUGAUUUAUUAGAGAAUGGAAAGCUCGCUCUCUACAAUCUCGAAGAUAAGCUUGGAGAUAAGAAGCGUGCUGUUAAAAUCCGUAGAAUGUUCCUUGCAGCAAAAAUCAAUCCACAAGAUGAAACAAUACUAGAUACACUUCCUUAUGCUAAUGAUUUAAAUUAUGAUCAUGUGUUUGGAGCUUGUUGUGAAAGUGUGGUUGGUUAUGUUCCUUUACCUGUUGGUAUCGUUGGUCCAAUAAUAAUUGAUGGUAAGCCAUAUCAUAUUCCAAUGGCUACUGUUGAAGGCUGUCUUGUUGCCAGUACUCAUAGAGGUUGCAAGGCUCUUUCGAGCUCAUUAGAAGGAGGAGUGAACAGUGUCAUCCUCUCAGACGGAAUGACUAGAGGUCCAGUCGUUCAAUUCGCUAAUGCAAAGAGAUGUUAUGAACUCAAACAAUACAUUGAGAAUCCAGAAAAUUUCCAAACCAUUUGCCGAGUUUUCAACAGUGAUUCUCGUUUUGCUAGAUUAUUAGAAAUUAAGGUCGGUAUUGCUGGAAGAAAGGCUUUCUUGAGAUUUAAAUGUAGGACGGGUGAUGCCAUGGGUAUGAAUAUGAUCUCUAAAGCCACACAAAAAGCAUUGAAAUUUUUGAAACACGAACUCUUCCCUGAUAUGGAUAUUUUAAGCUUGAGUGGUAACUACUGCACAGACAAAAAGCCAUCAGCAAUGAACUGGAUUGAAGGAAGAGGAAAAUCUGUGGUUGUUGAUGCUACUAUUCCAGCAGAUGUUGUGAAAUCAGUUCUCAAGACUACUGUAGACGAAAUUGUGAGUCUCAAUGUGAGCAAGAACUUGAUUGGAAGCGCUAUGGCUGGCUCUAUUGGUGGUUUCAACGCUCAUGCCGCUAACAUUGUGACCGCCAUCUUUUUAGCAACUGGUCAAGACGCUGCUCAAAACGUCGAAAGUUCGAAUUGUAUGACAAUAAUGGAAAAGACUCCAGAAGGACAUUUAUAUGUAAGCGUGACUAUGCCAUCCAUCGAAGUUGGAACUGUUGGUGGUGGUACUCACUUGGAUGCUCAAAAGACCUGUCUCAAGAUUAUGGGAGUUGCAGGCGCAAAUAUGGAAAACCCAGGUCAAAAUGCUCAAACGCUUGCCAAGUGCGUGGCCAGUACCGUCAUGGCAGGUGAACUUUCUUUAAUGGCUGCUCUUGCUGCUGAUCAUUUAGUUUCUGCCCACAUUGCUCACAACAGAAAGAAGUAA
Molecule: messenger RNA, 1644 nt
Organism: Naegleria fowleri
Lineage: Eukaryota; Heterolobosea; Eutetramitea; Acrasida; Naegleriidae
Exons: 2
Coding region: 1-1644 (547 amino acids)
Biological process (GO): isoprenoid biosynthetic process; sterol biosynthetic process; coenzyme A metabolic process
Cellular component (GO): endoplasmic reticulum membrane; peroxisomal membrane
Molecular function (GO): protein binding; hydroxymethylglutaryl-CoA reductase (NADPH) activity
Source: RefSeq, a predicted model, not a curated record